Loxodonta africana (African savanna elephant) is the source of this 4598-nucleotide messenger RNA. RefSeq names its product F-box and leucine rich repeat protein 7 (gene FBXL7). The transcript is spliced from 4 exons. Gene Ontology annotation, cellular component: SCF ubiquitin ligase complex. Gene Ontology annotation, molecular function: protein binding. Gene Ontology annotation, biological process: SCF-dependent proteasomal ubiquitin-dependent protein catabolic process. Bases 227 to 1702 code for a protein of 491 amino acids. The record is from RefSeq and is a predicted model, not a curated record. NCBI's taxonomy places the organism in Eukaryota, Metazoa, Chordata, Mammalia, Proboscidea, Elephantidae.
UCUAAGGGGAGCCGCUGUCCCUGGCCCGCCUGAAAGAAUCAGAGUGCCAGGAGGAGACUGAGUGCCUCCUCCCUGGAGUGCAGGGCCAGCCGGCCAGAGCUCGGCCCGGAGCGUGGGGUAUGUGCCGCUAACGGUCCCGUCGGGCGGGCUUUCCUGUGCGGAGCGCGCGGGCCGUGAUCCCCAGCGAUGGAGUGUCCCGGGAGACGGCGGGCAUGACGGCGACAGGAUGGGCGCGAACAAUGGCAAGCAGUACGGCAGUGAGGGCAAAGGCAGCUCCAGCAUCUCAUCUGACGUGAGUUCAAGCACAGAUCAUACGCCAACCAAAGCCCAGAAGAAUGUGGCUACCAGUGAAGACUCCGACCUGAGCAUGCGCACACUGAGCACGCCCAGCCCCGCCCUGAUAUGUCCUCCGAAUCUGCCCGGCUUUCAGAAUGGAAGGGGCUCGUCCACCUCCUCGUCCUCCAUCACUGGGGAGACCGUGGCCAUGGUCCACUCCCCGCCCCCGACCCGCCUCACCCACCCGCUCAUCCGGCUGGCCUCCAGGCCGCAGAAGGAGCAGGCCAGCAUAGACCGGCUCCCGGACCACUCCAUGGUCCACGUCUUCUCCUUCCUGCCCACCAACCAGCUGUGCCGCUGCGCCCGCGUGUGCCGCCGCUGGUACAACCUGGCCUGGGACCCCCGGCUCUGGAGGACUAUCCGCCUGACGGGCGAGACCAUCCACGUGGACCGCGCCCUCAAGGUGCUGACCCGCAGGCUCUGCCAGGACACCCCCAACGUCUGUCUCAUGCUGGAAACGGUGAUCGUCAGUGGCUGCAGGCGGCUCACAGACCGAGGGCUUUACACCAUUGCCCAGUGCUGCCCCGAACUGAGGCGACUGGAGGUCUCAGGCUGUUACAAUAUCUCCAAUGAGGCGGUCUUUGAUGUGGUGUCGCUCUGCCCCAACCUGGAGCACCUGGAUGUAUCAGGGUGCUCCAAAGUGACCUGCAUCAGCCUGACCCGGGAGGCCUCCAUUAAACUGUCCCCCUUGCAUGGCAAACAGAUUUCCAUCCGCUACCUGGACAUGACGGACUGCUUCGUGCUGGAGGACGAAGGCCUGCACACCAUCGCCGCGCACUGCACACAGCUCACCCACCUGUACCUGCGCCGCUGCGUGCGCCUCACCGACGAGGGCCUCCGCUACCUGACGAUCUACUGCCCUUCCAUCAAGGAGCUGAGCGUCAGCGACUGCCGCUUUGUCAGCGACUUCGGCCUGCGGGAGAUUGCCAAGCUAGAGGGCCGCCUGCGCUACCUGAGCAUCGCGCACUGCGGCCGCGUCACGGACGUGGGCAUCCGCUACAUCGCCAAGUACUGCGGCAAGCUGCGCUACCUCAACGCGAGGGGCUGCGAGGGCAUCACGGACCACGGCGUGGAGUACCUCGCCAAGAACUGCGCCAAACUCAAAUCCCUGGACAUCGGCAAAUGCCCUUUGGUCUCCGACACCGGCCUGGAGUGCCUGGCCCUGAACUGCUUCAACCUCAAGCGACUCAGCCUGAAGUCCUGCGAGAGCAUCACGGGCCAGGGCCUGCAGAUCGUGGCUGCCAACUGCUUCGACCUGCAGAUGCUGAACGUCCAGGACUGCGAGGUCUCGGUGGAGGCCCUGCGGUUUGUGAAACGCCACUGCAAGCGCUGCGUGAUAGAGCACACCAACCCUGCCUUCUUCUGAAGGGACCGCUUGCACCUGUCCUCGUGUUCACCCAAAUGCGAACAAAGCAAAAUGGUAAAAGAAAAAAAAAAAAAAAAGCAGCCUAUGUAAGCACAGGACACCCACUCAUAACAGCUAUUCCUUCCAGGAAGGUUUGGGAAUCUUGGUUUUUGAUUGUUUUGUUUGUCGGUUUUUGUUUUCCUAAUUUCUCAUGGGCAACAAAGGUUAAAGAAGAAAAAAAUAUAUAUACAUUCCUGUUACAGUAAACAAACGUUCUUAGGAAUACAGGCUUUUUGGUUUUUGGCUUUUUUUUUUUUUUUUUCCUUAUUUCUCUUAGGCAACAGAAGUCCAAGAGGGGGGGAAAUACACAUUCCUAUUUCAGUAAAUAGUAUUUUUGGGGGGAUCAGGGCAUUUGUAGGCAGUUUCCUUCCUACACACUCAGCUGCUAACCAAAAGGUUGGAGGUUUGAGUCCAUGCAGAGGUACCUCAGAAGAAAGGCCUGGCAAUCUACUUCCUCAAAAAUCAGCCAUUGAAAACCCUAUGGAACACAGUUCUGCUCUGACACACAUGAGGUCACCGUGAGUUGGAAUCAGCCAUAACUGGUUUAUUUUCCUCUCACAAAAGGUGGACCUGAGCAGUCUAGUUACAGUGUCGUUCUAGCCUACACACCCACAGACCUCCACACCCCAAAUCUCCUUUCAACAAUCAAUAACAGAACAUCAGAAUAAUGAUGCUGUCUGGAUCUCCUCCUCUUUAAACUGCUUAAUUGGCCCAAAACACCCUCUUCAAUCCCACCCCUAAGCAAAUUCUUGUUCCAUAAAUGCCAGUCACUUUAUACACACAAAGUGUCUUCCCAACCUUUUGGAAGACUGCCGAGAGCAGCAUGACGGAGAAGGAGCCCUUCAUUCUUCUCCCAGCUCUGCCACUGACUAGCUGUGUGACCUUGGGUGGUACCCUUCACUCUCUGAGCUUCAGCUUCCGGCCCUGAAUCAGAGGUCCUGCAGCUCUAGGAUUUGCCCAUUUUAGAAUCAAGGGAUCUGAGAUGCCCAUAAAUAGAAGCACACUGACCUAAAGGAAUCGACCUCUCCCAAGAGUGCUGAUUCUGUGUCUGGGCCAUGCUUCUGGGAGAUUUUGAGGUGCCAGCAUAAGUGCACAAAGUGUCCUGUAUGCCCUCUUGCCCCAAUCCAAGCAUCACCCACAUCCCCGAUUCUUGGGGGGUGCAUCUGUUGCACAUCAUCUCAUGCCCUGCUGGAUGCUGGGGUACCCCUGCACAAGUACUUUCAGCAUUACCCCACUCCACAGCGUCUUAGGAAGGCUCCAGAAAUCCUGGUCACAGCAGAGCCCAGAGCCCACAAUCAGUUGCCCUUUCAGGUAUUUUCAGAUGGAGGCAAGACCCUCACACUUUUUAAUGAGCAAGCAAGGCCCCAGUACAUUCAUGUCCCCAAAGGUUUGCUCAUCCUCCUUUGUGCACACGUGGAGUGCGUCAGGCAUCUCUAUCUUCCUGCCGGCCACAGGUGCCUGGACUGUCUGCCCUUCCGCUCGCAUUUCUACUUGCCUCAUCUAUUUAUUUCUUUAUGUGUUCCAUCUUCAUCCCAUGAAGCCUCUUGGGGUUCCAUUUGUAAGUGUUUAAUUGUGCAAAUUACCACUUUGUGUACCUCCCUUUGUGGCUGUCUGCAUGUUUUCCUCCAAAGAAUGCCAAGCCAACUUGCAGAUGUUUAAAUGCUGUCCGCUCAAAAUGCCGGACAAAUAGGAGGCAGACCACCAACCAUGCUCUUGGGAUAGAACAUUACAAUGAUUACCAAAUACAGAUUUCUGUUGGUCCCUAUUUGGAUAGAAAUCCAUUUGCAAACUUCAACCAUAUGAAAUCAGGACACCAGAAGAAAUUCCGUUGCUCAUUUGGAUGAAAUUCAGUUGCCUUUUGCUAAUAGACAUAUCACCUUCCCCAGAUUAUUUUCUGGUCAAGCCCCUCCUUCAUCACUCUUAGAAGUGCUCCUUCAUUUCCUUCUCAAAGGGUCCACCUUGCAAACCCUGCACCUCUGCUCUCCCAGCCAAGCACACUGGUACAUUUCAGAUCAGGCCCCCACCCUGCUCGACAACUGCACCCCCACUGUAGGCUCCAUGCACCCCCUUUGUCUUGUGUUGGGAGGAAGGAGUUAGGCUGAGGUGGUGUCCUUCAAGUAUCAUGUGAAACAUGGCCUCUUGUACAAUCAACAUCAUCAUCAACUUAGACAUGCAAUCAACGCCCUGUGCCAUGGGGGAAAAUGAAUCGUUUGACUGGGAACAGAGUAUAGAGAGGGCCACCGUCUAGAUAGCCUUUUCUAGAGUUUAGCAAUGGGAAGGAGGUGGAAGGUGCAAUUGCCCUACUCUGACUUGUGACCCUGUUUAAAGUGUCUGGAUUCCAGGGUCCUAAAGGAUUGGCCCUAACCUAAUCCUUGGCAUCAGGGUCUUCCAAGUGAGCUGUUUUAAGACUCCCCAAAUGAGAAGGGAGAUGCAGAACAGCUCCCAAAACAGAGAGUGGGCUUCCCGUUAUGAAUAUCUCUAUUACCAUCACUUGACCACAUCAGCUGAGCUAUCUUCCAAACAUCAGACAAAGCGGACUUUUCACAUUGAUUGCCCAGCCCUCCUGUCUUUUCCAGAGUCUUCCCUCCUCCCAGUCUUCUCUUCAUCCAUUCUGCUUCCCUGGGAGUAUGGAUCUAUGACAGAGGUUGCUGGGGAAACAGCUCAGCAGAUUUUUAGAGACCAAGCAAAAGGCCUCACUGGGAAAUUUAUCUUUUGGAAAACAUUGCUUCCUUUCUGGCUCUGCUGAAUUGAAUGCGCAUUGUUUUUUUUUAAUUCUAGUGUUCAAAUCACUGCGUGCUGUAUGACUCUAGAAAGCCUUAAUUUACUACCACCAAGAAAUAAAGCAAUAUGUUGGUAA